Molecule: messenger RNA, 2304 nt
Organism: Pipra filicauda (Wire-tailed manakin)
Lineage: Eukaryota; Metazoa; Chordata; Aves; Passeriformes; Pipridae
Gene: UBE2N
Product: ubiquitin conjugating enzyme E2 N
Exons: 4
Coding region: 5-610 (201 amino acids)
Source: RefSeq, a predicted model, not a curated record
GGCGAUGCUGCCGCACGCGAAUCCCGCUGUCCUACACUUCCCGGCGCCCCGCGCGCAGGGCGGUGCCAGCGGAAGCGCGGCGCGGAUCCUUCCGGCUGUGCGCGCGCGCGCCGAGCGGAGGCGCGCCCCGAGCCUGCACCGACGAGACAAGAUGGCCGGGCUGCCCCGCAGGAUCAUCAAGGAAACCCAGCGCUUGCUGGCGGAGCCAGUCCCUGGGAUAAAAGCAGAGCCAGAUGAAAGCAACGCACGCUAUUUUCAUGUGGUCAUUGCAGGUCCACAGGAUUCCCCCUUCGAGGGUGGGACAUUUAAACUUGAACUAUUCCUUCCAGAAGAAUAUCCAAUGGCAGCUCCUAAAGUACGUUUCAUGACCAAAAUUUACCAUCCUAAUGUAGACAAGCUGGGAAGAAUAUGUUUAGAUAUUUUGAAAGAUAAAUGGUCCCCAGCUUUGCAGAUUCGUACAGUUCUGCUAUCAAUCCAGGCUUUGUUAAGCGCUCCCAAUCCAGAUGAUCCACUAGCAAAUGAUGUAGCUGAGCAAUGGAAGACCAAUGAAGCCCAAGCCAUAGAAACAGCCAGAGCAUGGACUAGGCUAUAUGCCAUGAAUAAUAUUUAAAUGCGCUUUGAACAUCAAGUGUGCAUCACUUCUCCUGUUCUGCCAAGACCUCUUCCUUUUUUUGUUUGCAUUUAAUGGACACAGUCUUAGAAACAUUACAGAAUAAAAGCCCAGACAUCUUCAGUCCUUUGGUGAUUAAAUGCACAUUAGCAAAUCUGUGUCUUGUCCUAAUUCACUAUUGUACCGCAUGAGCAGAGGCUAGAAGUAUCAUCUGGAUUGUUGUGAAAUUGUUUGAAAGCAGCAGCACAUCUCUGCUUUUAAUCAUUUUUCCCGUCAUGGUUUAAGUAUAAGCACUGUGAAUGAAGGUAGGCAGGGUUAGCUGCGGGGCUUUUUGUUUUAAUUUUGUGGGCUCCUCCUCCCUUUUUAUGGUGAUGCUAAUUGCAUUGGUAAAAGCAGCUAACCAGUUAUACUUUAGAAUAUACCCUCUAGCCCAGUCUAACUUAGACGCUGUAGAUGGACAAGCUUCAUUGUUUGAACAAAAAAUGGGAACAUUAAACAUCCACCACCUUCACUAAUAAUAUUGUGAUUCUGCUUUCAAGUGUAGAAAAAUCCCUCCAAGAAAAAGCUUGUGACCAUUUUGUAUGGCUUGUCUGGAAAAUCUCCUGUAAAUCUUAUGUUUUAGUAAAAUAUUUUUUGUUAUUCUACUUUGCCUUUGUACAGUUUAUUUUGCUGUGUUUUCAUUUCUCUAAUGUGACAAUCGUAUUUAAAAAAAUUGAAUCCAGAGUUGACAAUUUGUCUUCACCAGUCUGACAGAUUAAACAGUAAAGAGGUGGAGUUCACAAGGUUUUUUUUUUUUUUGCUUCCGUUUGCUGACUUUUUUUAAUAGUUUGUGUUAUGUGGGUGACCUUACCUGGUCAAUUUAACAUGAAAUUGCAUUUGGAGUGACUUUUAGAAACGAGUCUGAUGUAACAAUUGUAACCAUAAUUUUAGUAAUGCGUCUAUAUGUAUUUUCAUGGAAAUAACCAGAAUGAAGUAGGAGGUUGAGAGAAAACGACAGCACUAAUUAUGAGUAUCUACAUAACGUCUCAUUGCUGAUUGUCAUCAGAUGUUAUGCAGCACGGUUUUCUAACUACUUUAAUUCCUGCCCUCUCUUAACAUGAAAAACCAGUGUGUAGAACCACUGUUAUAGCCAGCUUGUGUAUUGACUGAUGUCUGCUUAACCACUUACAGCCAGCACCUCAUAACACUGGUUUUCUCUACAAGCCUUAUUAAGCUACUUACUUGAGCAACUGCUCAUCUUAAAUAGCAACAAAGCUUCUUUAUUGGAGGGAAGGAAAGUGAUGAACAAAUUCCUUCUCAUCCUUGUAUUUUGUGUAUGCAUCUUGUCUGGGAACCCAGGAUCUUUUCUGGGAACCCAUCUAAUCGCUUCCCUUCAUUUCUUGUGUUUCUAUUCUCUUUGUUUCCCUAAGCCCUCUCCCUCACAAAAACAAACAAACAAAUAAAAAAAGGAAAAAAUAAAAACUUAAAAGCUUUUGGUGAGGCCAACCUGAAGUGUAUAAAUGAUGGCUUGUAGUGGUUGCAGUAGGGGGUGUUUUGUCAUGCAGUUCAGGGGUAUGGUUAUGUAGUCUGUUGGUAUUCUCCCUCUUUCACCUCUUCUUACUCGUGUCAUCUGAAAUUUCUAUAGAAUGUGGUGUAUUUAUUGUGCUCUUAUGUAAGAUGAAGAAUAUCUAUUAAAAACUACGUUUUCCAACAGA